Molecule: messenger RNA, 1311 nt
Organism: Rhinopithecus roxellana (golden snub-nosed monkey)
Lineage: Eukaryota; Metazoa; Chordata; Mammalia; Primates; Cercopithecidae
Gene: TRIML2
Product: tripartite motif family like 2
Exons: 7
Coding region: 1-1311 (436 amino acids)
Molecular function (GO): protein binding; zinc ion binding
Source: RefSeq, a predicted model, not a curated record
AUGUCCAAAAGGCUCAGCCCUCAGUUACAGCACAUCAGGGAAGAUGCCUGUUGUGAAACACACCUGGAACCGAUACAGCUGUUCUGUGAUGUUGACCAAAUCAUCCUCUGCAGCAAAUGCUUCCAGUCCCAGGAGCACAAACAUCACAUGGUGUGUGGGAUACAAGAGGCUGCUGAGAAUUACAGGAAGUUAUUCCAGGAAAUACUGAACACAUCGAGGGAGAAACUUGAAGCAGCUAAAAGCAUAUUGACUGAUGAGCAAGAAAGAAUGGGGAUGAUUCAGGAAGAGGAACAAAAUUUUAGAAGGAUGAUUGAGUCUGAAUAUAGUAUGAGACUCCGGUUGCUGAAUGAAGAGUGCGAGCUGAAUCUCCAGAGAGAGCGAGAAUGUGUGUCUGACUUGAACUUGAGAGAAGGCCUUCUGAAUCAAGUGAUCAAGCUUGCCACAGAGCUAGAGGAGAUGUUCCAGGAAAUGCUGCAGAGACUGAGCCAUGUGGGGAGAGAGAACAUGAAGAAACUGAAAGAGAAUGAAGCCAGGGUUUCUGAACAGAUCUGCAGCCUCCAAAAGCUCACCACGGAGCUUGAGAAGAAGUGUGGGGAAGGCGCCUUAGCAUUGCUCAAGAAUGCAAAAUACUCUUUAGAAAGGAGCAGGUCACUGCUGCUUGAGCGUCUAGAGCCCGCUCAUAUCACAGACUUGAGUUUAUGCCACAUAAGAGGAUUCAGCAGCAUGUUCAGAGUACUCCAGAGACAUUUAACGUUGGAUCCUGAAACAGCUCAUCCCUGCCUGGCCUUAUCUGAGGACCUGAGAACUGUGAAAUUGAGGCAUGGGCAGCAGGAUGGGGCUGGCAACCCAGGAAGAUUGGACUUCAGUGCCACGGUGCUGGCUGCGGAGAGCUUCACCUCAGGGAGGCACUACUGGGAGGUGGACGUGGAAAAGGCAACCAGGUGGCAAGUGGGCAUAUACCACAGCUCUGCAGACACGAAGGGCAGCACGGCCAGAGAUUCCGGAGAGAAAGUCUUGCUCACAGGGUCGGUGAUGGAGACAGAGUGGACCCUCUGGGUCUUCCCCCCUCUGAAAAGGCUCUUCCUGAAAAAGAAGUUGGACACAGUUGGGGUUUUCCUUGACUACGAACACGGGCAGAUAUCAUUCUACAAUGUGACCGAGACGUCCCUCAUUUACAGUUUCUCCCAUUGCGCCUUCCAGGGAGCUCUCAGGCCUGUGUUUUCCCUCUGUAUCCCAAACGGAGACACAAGUCCAGACUCCCUCACCAUCUCCCCACAAUACGGUCCUUGUGAUGCUGCUGUUAGCCCUUAA